CAUCAUCAGAUUGUGCUGAAAUCAUUUGGGAAUGGGAAGACUGGAGGAUGAGGCAGCUGUACUAGCAAACCAGGCAACUCUGCUCAAGAUAGCCAUAAAACCAGAGCCAUAAGCCAAAGGGAAGAUGUGGGGAAUCAGUCAACUUCUUGCUGCAGCUCUCAUUUGCCUCCUGGUUUGGCAGUUCCUGAAGCUGAGAUGGGCAAGUCGGGAGUUGCCACCUGGACCCAUUCCUCUCCCUCUCAUUGGGAGUGUCUGGCGUUUGGAUCUGAAAUUCAACCAAGAGACAUUCACUAAGCUGGCAAAGAGUUAUGGGAAAAUCUUCACCAUGUGGUUGGGGCACAGACCUAUGAUUGUACUGAAUGGGUUUGAUGCGGUGAAGGAAGCAUUGGUCACAAACUCUGAAGAUAUGACUGGCAGGCCCAUGACGCCCUUUGUCGAUGAUACAAUGAAGGGGAAAGGAAUUCUGUUUGCAACUGGCCACAUCUGGAAGCAGCAGAGACGCUUUAGCUUGAUGGUUCUGCGGAACUUAGGCAUGGGAAGGAAAGGCCUGGAGUACCGAAUACAGCAGGAGGCCUGGCAUCUCAUUGACUUCUUCAGCAAUGAAAAAGGAAAGCCCAUGAGCCCAUCGUUCCCCAUCUUCUACUCAGUCUCCAACGUGAUCAGUGCUGUGGUAUUUGGACAUCGCUUCUCCUAUGAUGAUGAAAAAUUCAAGGAGAUGAUCAUGGGAGUUGACUUUAUGUUUCAUUUUAUGCCCAGUCCUUUUCGUAUUGCCUAUGAUCUUUUCCCAAGCCUGAUGCGCCUCCUUCCAGGAUCCCACAAGAAGGCUAUCUUUUGCGUGGAAGUGGGGCACAAGUUCAUAAGAGAAGAGAUAAGGAGCCACGAGAAGACUAGAGAUCCCAUUGACCCACAGGAUUUCAUUGACUACUAUUUGGAACAGAUAGAAAAAACCAAAGAUGACCCCAUCAGUACGUUUGAUGAUGAAAACCUGGUCCACGUAACGACCGACUUCUUUGCAGCAGGGACAGAAACAACAUCUGUAACUCUUCUCUGGGCCUUGCUUUACAUGGUAGCUUACCCUGAUAUCCAAGAGAAAAUCCACAAGGAACUUCAGGAUGUCUUACCACCUUUUCACAAGAUCUGCUAUGAGGAUCGGAAGAGGUUGCCUUAUACUAAUGCAGUUAUUCAUGAGGUCCAGAGAAUAGCUAAUGUUCUACUGGUUGGAUCCUUCAGAGAAUGUCAAAAAGAUAUCACCUUGCAAGGCUUUCACAUCAAGAAGGGUUCCAUCAUCAUUCCAGAUGUCGCUUCUGUUUUGUAUGAUCCUGAACAUUGGGAGACCCCACGUCAAUUUAAUCCAAAUCACUUCCUGGAUAAAGAUGGGAAUUUCUUUUGCAAAGAAGCCUUCAUGCCAUUUGGAGUUGGCCAUCGUAUUUGUUUGGGGGAGCGUUUGGCAAAGACUGAACUCUUCAUUUUCUUCACCAGCCUCAUGCAGACAUUUAAAUUCCAAUUUCCAGAAGGAGCAAAAGUUAACAUAGAACCUAAGGUUGGAGGCCUAGCCAUGGUUCCACAACCCUACAACAUUUGUGCAAUUCCUUAUUAGAUGUACAUGAAAAAAACUUGCUGAAGACGGCAUGAAGAUGAACGUACUGCAGAAGUUGGCUAUAAUGUAGAUUUUGUUAACCUGAUUUCAAAUUUUCUGCUUUCAUUCAACCCGGGUCUGUUCCUUUUUUAGAUUAUAUUGUAGUGUUUUUGCUGUUAAAAAAGACAAAGAAAAGAUGCAACACCCUCGUCUUUCUUAUUUUAAUAGCAUUCCAAUAGUGAGGGUAUGUGUUAAACCCAGCAAGGUCAAAAUUCUUAGUGCUUAACAGUGGCAUGGUGAGCACUGGUAGAAUACCAGGGGAAAUUGCAGUUGAGGCUUUCUUGGCAAUCUUCAUUUGUUCUUAUAUUUCUUACUAGCUGUGCCCGGCCACGCGUUGCUGUGGCGAAGUAUGGUGGUAUGGUUUUCUUUUUGUUGUAUCAACCUAGAGGCAUGGAUGAUGGGUUGUGUUGUCAAAUUUCGAGGUUGGGGGGCCUGUAGUUUUGUUGUUUUGUGAGUCGCCGUGAUGCCAUCACUCAUUUAUAUAUAUAGAUUGUCAGAAAGUUCUACCUAAUGUUUAGGUGGAAUCUCUUUUCCUGCAAUUUGAAUCCAUUGUGUCCUAGGACUUCAUCACAUGCAAUAAAAUCAGAGUUUCAACACAUUUCAGAAACAGCUACCAACAGAGCCCAUCUCAUGAAGCAAGCCUGUACAGUGGGUUCCAGGUAUUUAACUGUUUCUAAAGUCUGUUUUUUCCUACGCUUCCUAAGUCAAUUGGCAAUCAACGUGUAAAAACGCCCAGUUUACCAUAUGAUGGGAAUUCCCCCUUGCCUGCCUGUCAACAUAACGAAGAUAUGAUCAUGGAGGGAGGAGCCGAGAUGGGCAGAAUUGAUUCUUCCCCCCAUUACCAUUUUGAACCAAGGAAGAAGGAAUGGUGAUUUACAAUCUCUUUUUAAAUGUAAAAUAAAUAGAAUUACCUUUUGAAUUGAGAGCUAUCUGUACUGAGAAAUUGUAACAUCCAAAUUGUCUCUGAAAGACAAUCAGACUUGGUCAUGAGGGAUCACCAAUAGGCAAAUAGUUACUGAUAUGAAGGAAAAGGCUAAGGAACAGUGUAUUAUUUAAAGGGAGAGUAUAUAACUUGUUCAGGGUCACACAGAAGAUUUCAUGGACAAGAAGGGAUUUAAACUCUGGUCUCCCUCAGUGCAAUAAAACUCUCAAAGCAGUAUCCUGUGCUAAUUCUCAGUUUCCUGGUGCUCACAGACCUGCCAGGGUAUCCCAGCACAGACUCAGAUUACCCGUGACACGCUUGGUGUUGUCCAUACCUACGCAGAAGCCAAUUAACACAACACAAUUAAAAUAUUGUGGUUCCACUUUAACUACAAUGGCAACAUCUUAUGGAAUCUUAGGACUGACCAUUUAGGGAGGGGCAUUUCAACUUUCGGCUGGGAGUCUUAGUGCUUCACUAGCCUGUAAACCUUGGGCAAGUUACAGUCUUUAAUUCCCAUUUAUACUGCCAUUGUAGAUGCAUAUAAGGCAGUUAAAGUGCAUUUUAUGAAUCUACACUGAUCAUAUAAUGCAGGCCCAAACUGCAUUAUAUGGCAAUGUAGAUGGAGGUCUCAGACUUAGAAGAAGACAAUGGCGAAACAGACACAUUCCCCAACAAAUUUUGCUAAGAAAACCCUUUUAAAUUGAAACAAGUUGAAGGCAAACAGCAACAAGUAGGUCCUCACUGUUGUUAACCAAUACUGUCCUCCUUUUCCAUUGAUGAAAAUGAAACAUGUACAUCUUCAGGGAGAAAUGUUAGAGAAAUUAGUUCUUUACUCCAUGCAACUCCAUAGCAUGUGAAUCCUUGCCUCCUGUCCUCUAGAAAAUGCCUUUAGAAAUAGUAAAAAGCAACUGUAGAAUCUUCUAAACAGCUCAAGUCACAGACCAUCAUGAGAAAAGAAGACUUGGAUCCAACAAGUCCUCUUCUUCCUUGCCACAGAAAAUCAGAGUGACAUGUUGGUGCUGAGUGGGAUACUACUCACCUGUUUGACUCACCCAGUCGUUCCACAGGGCAAGUGUUUAUUGAAUCAUUGAUAAUAUCAAUAACAUUUGCACAAUGGCAUUUCUUCAGAUGUGUGCCAAUUCAUGCACAAAACAGAAGAGUUUGCACAACCGCUUUUCUUCAGAUGUGUGCCAAUACAUGGGCAAAACAAAAGAGUUUUGAUAGCACAUAUCGAUCUGGCACCAGCUAUUGCUUCAGUACCUUAAUCAUAUAUUACACAUAUCACAUAGAAUCUGAAGCUAAACUUAGCUGUUCUGGAUAUUAUGAUCUUCUUGGUGAGAAAUAAGAAAAACAAAUGCAUGUCUUUUCUUUAUAGGUAUGAACACUCCUCCACUACCACAUUUCAAAUGAAUUUAUUUUAUUUCUAUCAGGUUUUAUUCAUUCUCCAUCUUUCAGAACCAUUGAAUAAAACUCAAAAUACAGAGGGGUGGAUUUUAGUAUUUAUUGAUAUAUCUUUAUACUUCAGGAAAUUGUCUAUUUCCUUCAUAACUGCCCUUUCAAGCCCACAUCUUCUGCUUUCUUGAUUGCAAUUUGCAUCCUGAUUUGGACACUGAUUUGGAUUAUUUGACUAAAUGAUUGCCUCCCCACUCUGUACUCAUUCUAUGGUGAAUGUUCUAUAUAUCAUACAGCCUGUUGCAUUCCCAAGGUAAAAUAGCAAAGCAGUUUAAAGAUAGAUAGAUAGAUAGAUAAAUAGAUAGAUAGAUAUUCAGCAAAACAGUAUAAAAAUCAAAAGUCCAAAGAUCAGGAAUAGUCCUCAGAAUACAAAGUACAUUCUAUGCAUAAAACAGGAAUGCAAAAGCAGGAUAAAUCCAAAACAUGGAAUACCAGAACAGUUUUUAGAAACUUGAAACAUAAAACAUGAACACAAGGAAACCUGGAACUAGAAAUCCCUUAGAAGACUUGACUUGACAGAAGUUCUAUACUCUAGCAUCAACGUUGCCUAGACUGACAAAAUAACCUGCUGGUUUCUCUAAUAUAGACAGAAAAUCAUGCUGUUUCUCCUGAAAAACUGAUAAGGACUUUUUGGCUAAUAAGCGACUUGACCUUUGCACUCUCUCUUGAGAAGCUCUAUGUUAAUGGAACAUAAAUUUCCUAUCUAUCUGCUGCUCAUUAGUCUGUCCACCCAGGCUUUCAUUUUCAUCCCCUGAGCUCAAUUCUGUCUCUGACCUUGCAUCUCUAGGGAACUGUUUUCCUGGAAUGUGGCCUCCCUCAGACAGAGAGAUCUCAUUCUCAGGGCUUAAAAUCUCUUGAUUCUCCUGCUGGUCUGUAGGCCCAGAAUCCCCAAUGUCGUCAUCAGACUGCCUAACAGGCCCAAAGAGAUCAGGCACAGCCUACAUAUUAAGUAUAAUAAUCAGUCUCAAAUAUUCUUCAAAUUUGGUGAAUAUGGAGGGCUACAGUCAGCUUUAUGGAUUUCCUUAUUUGUGGACUUGUCUAACAUGUUCUACCUAGGAAUCUGUAGUCCUCCACCUUGACUUUAUGGUCAUCUUCAGCUAGACGUUACCCAUAGAGUUGCACUAGAGGAUCUAGAAAUUCUUAGAGAGCCUACUUCUCUAGGCAAUUGUAGAUCUUCUAACACAAUCCUAUGGUCAAUUUCUGGCAGACGUUGACCACAUAAUUUUACAGGAGGACCAAGAGAUUCCUAGAGAGAUAUUCUCUAAGGUUGAAAGAUUGGGUUUUUUAUUUGUGCUUUUCCAACCUUCAUGGAGUUCCUGUACCCCUAAGCCCAGCUAAUGUGGGAGUCCCAUUUAUUAUCACAUUCCAUACUACCAAAUGGAUAGAAACUUGUGUCUGCACAGAUACACAACCACACAUAACAUUUAGCAAUUGUUAUACAACAUCUCACUGCCUCACUGACAUCCCCAGGAUGCAAUGUUGGGCGUAGUUUUAUGAUUCAUUGCUCUGACUUCCAAUUAGAUUGAAUUUAUCAGGGCUCCCCAAUCAUGACGCUUUGGGUGAGGAUUGGAUGGUGAAACAAUAUGUUUCAAUAGUCUUCUGGUAUUUGAUACUGUUUGAGAUUGAAUUGUUCAAGAUCACCUGAAUGAUCUUGAAUCUUUGGAUUCAAAUUUUGGCCUUUUAGCAUCAAAGUCCAAUGCUGAAAACAACUAUCAUAGUGCCUCUCUUUUAAGUUCUAUAUGUCUGUACAUUAAACAAACAACAAAGAAUGUGAUGAAGUGUUAGUUCCCCAUAAUUUUUUAUUUUCACAAUUUCAAGUUCAUUCCAUCCUAUAUUUGUGGAUUUUAACCUGGCCAUUCAAUCACUGCUGCUAGAAAGUGAUCUGCGUGAGUUAUUGUUAUCUUUCAUAACAGCCUUAUUAGGUAGGCUAGGUUGCAACCAUUUCCCAUGUAUCACAUGUUGAAUUUCCCAUCCUGAAUUGAGUACUUAUUCAUUCCACAUUUUGUAGUUAUCCAAGUUCGUGUUUAAAUAUGCAAUUAGGCCUGCCCAGAUGUUGGUAAAGCAUGUAAAUCAGAAUGCAGAGACAUACAAAGGGAUUCAUCUCCUCCAUCCUGGUUUGACUGAAAGAACCCUAAUUAAUCCUCUUUGUCACACUUUUCACCUGAUUUUGAAAUGUCUCAAUUUCCCAAUUUCUCCUGAGCCUAUUUCAUUUGAUACAAACCCAGAAUGGAUCCGUGUUGUAGAAUUAAUGCAGUCUGACACCACUUUAAGUGCCAUGGCUCAAUGCUAUGGAAUCCUGGGGUCUGUAAUUGGGUGAGGCAUCAGCACUCUUUGAAAUAGAAGGCUAAAGACUUUGUAAGAGAAACAGAUACAAGUUUCAAACAGGGCAAUGACAGUUUAUUAAAUUUCCUACCAGACCUGGGAACCAAUCAGCUACAGAAGGGGACAGCCUACCUCCACCAACCACCGAUCAUAACGUGCACCUUCCAACCAGAGCAGCAAAAACCUAUUGUUUGAAAGCUGUCAAGUCUGUAUAAAUAUCUCUGUAAAUAUCCAUUGCUUUUAUGUCUGAUUUGAGAGAGCAGGCUCUCCAAUAUCCACUUUUGGCUAAAGCAAAUCAAGCCUCUGAUCCUUGACUUCAACCCUUUCAUACCCUGUUUCCCCUAAAAUAAGACAUCCCCAGAAAAUAAGACCUAGUAGAGGUUUUGGUGAAUUGCUAAAUAUAAGGCCUCCCCUGAAAGUAAAGACCUAGCAAAGUUCUUAUUUGGAAGCAUGCCCACCAAACAGAACACCUGAGCAUGUAGGAUCGGUAAAUGUACGUACCAUAAAGUGUUGUACAUGGAAAUAUUGAUAGUAACAAGAAAUUCUUGAUAGGAUUCACAGUUUGUCUGGUUAUGCUGGUUUAUGAUGACAACUACUGUACAGUAUAUAAUAAAUGUCCAUUUUUUUGUUCAACAAUAAAUGUGAAUUCUUCUUCAUGGAAAAAUAAGGCAUCCCCUGAAAAUAAGACCUAGAGCAUCUUUGGGAGCAAAAAUUAAUAUAAGACACUGUCUUAUUUUCGGGGAAACACGGUAUCUUAUUUGAUCCUUCAGAACCAGGACCCCGAACCUGAAGUUCUUGUGGAGCUGAAAACACAUAUCACUAUCACUAGAGUUGAUGUAACCCAAGGUGGUAAUGCAUAGGGUCACCAGAUUGCACAACAUCCAAAUUUUACAAAAUGUUUUCUGUUACGCAAUGUUAUUACAUAAAUCAUUGCUUGUAAAUUUGAUAAAAUUAGUGACUACAAAAACUAAUGAAUACAAUAGCACAUACUGCCUCUCUUUUAAGUUCUAUAAGUCUGUGCAUUGUAGCAUGUACAGAGAAAACCACAUGAUUCAAAAUGCCAUUGUAGUUACUGGGUAGCACAGUGGGAAUUGCCUAGAUCACUCAUACAAUCCUUUGCAUGUCUCUCUGUAGGGGUUUGUCCAUGCCCUUAGUAAUAAUUUUAUUUCUGUAUUUGCCAUAUUUAUAUCCUACCCUUCUCACCCCAGAGGGGACUCAGAGCGGUGCACAUAAAGGCACAAUUUGAUGCCAUACACAUGUAUCCAGCAAAUAAAACAUAUAUAUUAAAACAUCUACUAAAACAUUUCAACAAUUAAUCUUAUGUUUAUGUGGCUGAGAACCUCAAACCAUCCUGCAAGGAAAAAGAAAUAGUAAGAAGCGUUGAUAUGAUCCCUGAUGAUUUCCCACUAAACCCAAACAUUUUUAGCAGGCAAGUGACAUAUCCAUCAUGUUGAAUGACAUUUGUGAGAGGAAAUUGAGUUAUAUGGCACAUUUGUUGUAGUAGUAUAACUACAGCAUAGCUAGCCUACAUAUCAGUUGCCUUAUGUGUAUACGUGUGUGUAUGUGUUUGAUUGUUGAAUUUAACUAUACAUGCAUUUUAAAUUUUAUAAUUCAUGGUUUAAUAGAGUCUAAUUAGAGUUUUAAUUGAUGUGGUACUGUUUUAUUGUUUAUUGAUAUGUUGUUGUUUUAUUAAAUGUAUUUUGGGCAAUGUAAUUUGCUGACUGUUGUAAGCCGCCCUGAGUCUCUCUGGGUGAGAAGGGCGGGGUAAAAAUGAUGCAAAUAAAUAAAUAAAUAAAAAUCCAUCAAAA
Molecule: messenger RNA, 8140 nt
Organism: Anolis carolinensis (green anole)
Lineage: Eukaryota; Metazoa; Chordata; Lepidosauria; Squamata; Anolidae
Product: cytochrome P450 2J6
Exons: 9
Coding region: 125-1597 (490 amino acids)
Biological process (GO): xenobiotic metabolic process
Cellular component (GO): cytoplasm; intracellular membrane-bounded organelle
Molecular function (GO): heme binding; iron ion binding; oxidoreductase activity, acting on paired donors, with incorporation or reduction of molecular oxygen, reduced flavin or flavoprotein as one donor, and incorporation of one atom of oxygen
Source: RefSeq, a predicted model, not a curated record